GGUAUGGACUUCAGUUCUGUCAAGUCCAGGUCUCUCAGAAGCCCACAGCCCUUCAGCAGACGUCCACGGUACGACUACUAUGAGGAGUACCAGCACGAGCGGCUGCGUCGAGAGGAGAUCCAUCGCCACGACGACGACAAGCAGCAGCAGCUCCAUAAGGCGGCGCAGAGGGAGCGUCACGGACAACAAGCAAUAGAGGAGAGGCGGGUGGUGUACGUGGGCCGUCUCCGUCCCGACAGCACACACUCGGAGCUCAAGACACGCUUUGAAGUCUUCGGCGAGAUCGAGGAGUGUGCAGUCAACCUCCGAGAUGAUGGCUGUGACGCCUCUGCAGCCCUGAGACUGGGACACACACUCCACCGCGCCGGGGAGACACGCCUCCAGCUCUGCACACACACCUACACCGACCUAGACUCUCACUCAGACGACUUUGAUCCAGCCUCCACUAAGAGCAAAUACGACUGCAUGGACUUCGACUCCCUGCUGCGUGAAGCUCAGAUCAGCCUGAGGAGGUGAAGAUCUCCUCCUCCUCCUCCUCCUCCUCUCCCUGCCAAGGUGAAGAUCUCCUCUCCUCCUCUCCCUGAUCUGGAGGUG
Molecule: messenger RNA, 594 nt
Organism: Clupea harengus (Atlantic herring)
Lineage: Eukaryota; Metazoa; Chordata; Actinopteri; Clupeiformes; Clupeidae
Gene: ppargc1a
Product: peroxisome proliferator-activated receptor gamma coactivator 1-alpha
Exons: 5
Coding region: 4-516 (170 amino acids)
Biological process (GO): positive regulation of transcription by RNA polymerase II
Cellular component (GO): nucleus
Molecular function (GO): nucleic acid binding; transcription factor binding
Source: RefSeq, a predicted model, not a curated record